This is a messenger RNA of Ricinus communis (castor bean), 2200 nucleotides long. Its product is annotated as tryptophan aminotransferase-related protein 2. Lineage: Eukaryota; Viridiplantae; Streptophyta; Magnoliopsida; Malpighiales; Euphorbiaceae. The record is from RefSeq and is a predicted model, not a curated record. The coding region runs from base 740 to 2086 and encodes 448 amino acids. The transcript is spliced from 6 exons. Gene Ontology annotation, molecular function: transaminase activity; carbon-sulfur lyase activity. Gene Ontology annotation, biological process: amino acid metabolic process.
AUAACACAUUUUGAUAAUCUUAUAAAUUAAACUCACAUAAAGAGAGAGAAAAGGAAAGGAACAGUCCAAUCUACUGUGUAGUGUACACUUAAUGAUAGGGUUGUGUAUUUUAUCGAGCAGUUCUUUUUUUCCCGGAAAAUAGAAGUGGUAAUUUCUUGAUUCCUGAGAAAAUUUUCAUGUCGGAAGCUUUUUCGAGAGCGAGCGAUUAAUAAACCCGUCAAAGGAUAUCAGCGCCUUUCCCUAUCAUAUCAAUUCUGAAUGUUUGUCCUUUUCUUUUAUUGGUCCAAAAUCACGAAAUGCCAGUUUAUUUAUUUGUUUUGAUAUACAAUGCUUUUUUCUUUUUUUGGUUUCACAAGCUAGCUCAGCAACAUCCCGAGUCCUUGCCGUAGUUCUUCUUGGUAUUGGUUCUUGAUUAUUCAGUUUCAAGAAUCAUAUUCCAAGUAGUUUGCACCUGAUUCUUGUAGGCACAAAUUUUUGAUGUUUCAUUGUAAAAGCUAAAAACUUUCACGAAUUUCAUGCAAUCUUCCAAUUUAUAUCAGUUUCAAAAUUUAGUUUUAGCCAUCUCAAUAACUCAAAGCUGGCACUCAUAACCCUUCCGUACUAUCUUUACUCUCUUUCCAUUUCUUGUUCUGCCUUUUUUGCUUAGAUUGUAUGGAGUUGAGCUGUUAUUGUGCAAAAACUGUUCAGAUAUCACAGCUAUAACCAUUCUGCUUUACCUUCAUAAUCCAUUUGCCAAUUGAUGCUUUUCAAAAUGGCAAAGUUUUCCAAAGCUUUUUCAGUGAGAAACUUGCUAGUGUUAUCUCUAUCAAUCAACGUGAGCUUGCUUGUGAGGGUAGCGUUUGAGAGACAUGAAAAUGGGCUUACUGGGUUCUAUAUGGCCAGCCAGAAAGAGCCACUGGCUGCACAUGCCACACAUCCAUCUCUAUCCUCCUCUUCUACUGUUGCUGCCGGUGACGGAGACAGAGUCAUCAAUCUUGAUCAUGGCGAUCCGACCAUGUACGAAAGAUUCUGGCAGCAAAUGGGGGACAAGGCCACAAUCGUGAUCCCUGGGUGGCAAUUUAUGAGUUAUUUUUCUGAUAUAGGAAACAUUUGCUGGUUUUUGGAGCCUGAGUUUGCUAGACAGAUAGUUAGACUGCAUAAAGUGGUAGGAAAUGCAGUCACCGCUGAGCGUUAUAUUGUUGUGGGGACAGGCUCUACUCAGCUAUAUCAGGCUGUGUUAUAUGCACUCGCUCCGCAGGAUGCAGAUGAACCUAUCAGUGUUGUAACUGCAGCUCCAUACUACUCGUCUUAUCCCACAAUAACAGAUUGCCUCAAGUCUGGGCUAUACAAGUGGGCAGGGGAUGCCCGAAGCUUUGAAAAGAAGGGACCAUUCAUAGAGCUAGUGACAUCCCCAAAUAACCCAGAUGGAUAUGCUAGGCAGUCUGUCCUAAACAGAAGUGAGGGGAUAUUGGUGCAUGAUCUGGCCUAUUAUUGGCCACAGUACACACCAAUAUCUUCCCCGGCUGAUCAUGACAUCAUGCUGUUUACAGUCUCCAAAAGCACUGGACAUGCUGGGAUGCGCAUUGGUUGGGCUCUUGUUAAAGAUAGAGAGGUCGCUCAGAAAAUGAUAAAGUACAUUGAGCUCAACAGCAUUGGCGUAUCCAAGGACUCGCAACUUCGGGCAGCUAAAAUUCUGAAAGUUGUCUCCGACAGCUGCGAGUCUUCCGGCGACAGUUCCGAGUCCCUUUUCGAGUUUGCCUAUCACCUCUUGGCAGAGAGGUGGCAACUCCUAAGGGAAGCGGUGCAGCAUAAUGGCCUUUUCAGCUUGCCAAGUUUCUCCUCCGGAUUCUGCAACUACCUUGAGAGGUCCUUCGAGCCUCAACCUGCUUUUGCAUGGUUGAAGUGUGAAGAACCCAUCAAGGAUUGCCAAGAAUUCCUCCGGUCAAGUAGAAUCUUAACAAGAAGCGGGAAGCACUUCGGGGUUGGCCCUCAGUAUGUUAGGAUUAGUUUAUUAGAUCGAGACGAUACCAUGAACUUAUUCAUAGAGAGAUUGUCCAAUAUUACUAUUGACAAAGCCUAUGAACAUUUGAAGGAGAGAGGAGACUAGCUGCAUACAACAAAAGAUAAUUUAUACAUUUUACUCAUUUUAUUGAAAGCAUCACUUGUGCUGUUAAUGUCACGACUGUUAGAGAUAUUUGCAGUUCAUUACUAUUAAUUCAAA